Messenger RNA from Rhizoctonia solani, 237 nucleotides. RefSeq lists its product as uncharacterized. Gene Ontology annotation, cellular component: pericentric heterochromatin. Bases 1 to 237 code for a protein of 78 amino acids. The record is from RefSeq and is a predicted model, not a curated record. Gene Ontology annotation, molecular function: chromatin binding. The transcript has 2 exons. Gene Ontology annotation, biological process: chromatin organization; negative regulation of transcription by RNA polymerase II. NCBI's taxonomy places the organism in Eukaryota, Fungi, Basidiomycota, Agaricomycetes, Cantharellales, Ceratobasidiaceae.
AUGAACAGAGAAGAAGAAUACAAGGUAGAAGACAUCACUGAUGCAGAAGAGAGAAAUGGGAAGUGGUUCUUCAGGGUCAAAUGGAAGGGCUACAGAUCAGAAGAGAAUACCUGGGAACCUUGGGAACCUUGGGAAAACUUGAAAAAUGCAGGGAAACUUUUGAAGAAGUACAAAGAGCAAAUGAAGAAGAAGGCCCUUGGUGCUGCCAAGGCCCUUAAGGGGGGAGCAGUGUUGUAG